AGCUGCCGGUAAAAUCCAAAGAAGAAGAAGGGGACAACGCAGAUUUCUAGGUAAAAUCUGGCAACCCUCGAUACUCGUACAUACAUCGGGUAGCUGAUCUGAGUUGGUAGCUGCCGGGUAACACAGGAUGGCUAACGCAUGGAGGUCAGCGGUUUCCUGUAUAAUGGGAGCUAUCAAGACUCAGACUCCACAGCCCAGAGUCUUCUCCAGAGGGAUUCAAACUGUAACAUUAAUUCCUGGAGAUGGAAUUGGUCCAGAGAUCUCCACUGCAGUAAUGAAGAUAUUUGAAGCAGCAAAGACCCCAAUUCAAUGGGAAGAGAGAAAUGUGACUGCUAUCAAGGGACCUGGAGGCAGGUGGAUGAUACCUCCUGAGGCAAAAGAAUCGAUGGACAAAAACAAAAUUGGGUUAAAAGGACCCCUGAAAACACCAAUUGCUGCUGGCCACCCAUCCAUGAACCUGCUGCUUAGGAAGACCUUUGACCUGUAUGCCAAUGUGCGUCCUUGCGUGUCCAUUGAGGGCUAUAAAACACCUUACACUGAUGUGGAUCUAGUCACCAUCAGAGAAAACACAGAAGGAGAGUACAGUGGGAUUGAACAUGUGGUCUCGCGGGUGCUGUGGAGCCAAACCCCCCCCCUGAGUAUGCACAGCCACGGGGUGCCCCCGGCCUGUGAUGGGAGAUGGGGGUAUGUGGCGAGGGCGCGUGGCCGAGAGCCGUGGGAACGGAGUGAGGCCACCGCGUAAGUGGAUACACCUGCGGUGCGCACCUGCUUCGGAUCCCACGGAAGGAGCUCUGGACGAUAAAGGAGGAACGAUGGCAGAGGAAGCCAAGAGAGGACCGGGCCCGGACAUAUUUUACUUUUGCUUUCAGUUUGAUUCUCGGUUCUCUGCCUUCUUCUUCCCGGCGGCCAAAGGGCCAUAAAAUUCAUUACAUACAUCUUAGUAUUAAAAUGCCAUUUUAAAAUGAGAAUGAUCCACAUCGUGUUCUACCUAGCAUUUCUAAACAGCCCUCCUUCUACUGAAAACGCACAUCACGAGACCACACACACACACACAGCCACACACACUGUCAUGCGCUUGUCUGAGCUCCAGAGAGCAGUGCACAUCAGACUGUUAAUCAAGGUUAAACAUACUAGUUGUUAAACGUGAUAUUUAAUUAAUCUUGUCUCUAUCUAACGACUCUUCGGUCUUUUGAAUCGAUCAGGUAACGUGUCACAGCAUCAGUACACUACUUCAGUUUAAAUUUUAGUGAAAACCUCAGAUACUGUUGGUUGUGCACCUUGUUUACCGACCAACCUCCUGCGGAAAAAUUGAUUGGCAGGUGGUAAUUUGUGUGCAACUUAUUCUUUAUUUAUGAUUUGUUUAUGGGUAAAACAACGACCAUGCGGGUCAGGUAGUUGAAAAGGUAGACUACAACUAAUUAAUUUGCUAUAAAUUAAUGAAUUAUUCAUAAAUAAUUAAUUUACCUCCGCCUAUGAUGACGAUGCCAUCGUCCAUCGCGAUGUUUCACAUUAGACACCGUACAAUGCCAAAUUGGUCGACAUCGCCCUACCCUAAAUAGAACACACACUUAAAGUACAAUCUGUUUCUUAACCAAGGCGGAGUGUACUCUCAGCUGUCUUUAUCAAAACUGGUUAAAAACCGGGAUAUUUUACGUUCAGGCAGUUAUAUCCUUACUACCCAAAUCUAUCUUGAUUAACAAGUAGAAUUACUUUAAAAUAAUUUACUGUAACAAUAGCAAAAUCACUUUAGACAUUUUAGAUAGUAACUCAUAGA
Messenger RNA from Danio rerio (zebrafish), 1774 nucleotides. Lineage: Eukaryota; Metazoa; Chordata; Actinopteri; Cypriniformes; Danionidae. The record is from RefSeq and is a predicted model, not a curated record.